Harpegnathos saltator (Jerdon's jumping ant) is the source of this 1716-nucleotide messenger RNA. RefSeq lists its product as uncharacterized. The record is from RefSeq and is a predicted model, not a curated record. The coding region runs from base 1 to 1716 and encodes 571 amino acids. Gene Ontology annotation, molecular function: catalytic activity. NCBI's taxonomy places the organism in Eukaryota, Metazoa, Arthropoda, Insecta, Hymenoptera, Formicidae. The transcript has 5 exons.
AUGGUAGGACAGGCCGGACCACUGGAGGCCGAAAAGGUGAGGAGGGUGAUGACGAGAGGCUCACCCCCAACGACUCUAGGUGAAGAGGAGUUGGAGGAUGCGCCCCUGAAAGAAGGGGACUCGUACGUGGCGGUUGACUGGGGGCCCGUUACUAUUGUGGGGGUGUAUCUGUACCCCCGCAAAAACAAGGCUGGUCUCGGCGAACUGCUCCAUGUAACGGGGAUCCUGGACGAGGUCGGGGUGCGGCAGUGCCAACCUCGGCCAGUCGUGGUUGCCGAGGACUUCAACGCCCACUCCAAGGAGUGGGCUUGCAGUCCCCGGCAGAGGGAUCCCCGAAGGGGCGACGCUGUGAUCGGCUGGGCGGCGGGACUCGGCCUCCUGUUGAUGAACAGGGGGUCGACCAGCACCUAUGUGCGGCCGAACGGGAAGUUGGUCAUUGACUUGACCUGGGCCUCCUCGUCGGCCGCCCGGAUCUUCCAGGAAUGGGUAGUGGAGACCGAGGGCGACAACCUGUCUGACCACAGGUACAUUGUCUGGGCCCUCGGUUCCCAAGCCCUUCCGCAGAACUGCGAGGCCGCCGCCCAGGCCAGACGGGUGUACACCUGGGCCCGGCGGAAAGACGGGAAGGCCGUGAGGGAAAAGGAGGGCUAUCGCCAGGCGCGAGAUGCCCUCAAGGCCGCCAUAGCCGAAGCAAAGGCGGGGGCCUGGGAGCAAUUGGUGAGCUCCCUGGACGAAGACCCGUGGGGGCGCCCCUAUAAGCGGACGGUCGGGAAGAUACGUCAGUGGGCGCUCCCGCCAACGAAGUCGCUAGACCCCCAGGACCUGGAGGGGCUCUUCAAUACCCUCUUCUCGAGGGCGGAGGGGGGCCACCUGUGGAUCCCUGCCCCACGGUAUGAGGAGUGGACCGAGGACCUGGGGGUCAGUCCGGAGGAGCUCGCCAGCGCCAGGAAAAGGCUGGGGGCAGGGGCAAAGCUCCUGGCCCCGACGGCAUUCCUGGCUGCACCUGGGCUUUCGCCCUCGGCGAUCGGAACAUAUCCGAAGCCACGAGGGGUGCCGAUUUGCCUGCUGGAUGAGGUGGGCAAGAUGCUCGAACGCAUCAUCGCGGACCGCCUCGUCCAGCAUUUGUCCUCAAAUGGGCCGGACUUCCACGACAGGCAAUACGGGUUCAGGCCCGGACGAUCGACGCUGGACACGAUUCAGCACGUCCGGUAUCUGACCCGUGCCGUCGUGGAGGAGAGGGGCGGGGUGUUGUUGGCGGUAUCCUUGGAUAUAACCAACGCUUUCAACACCCUGCUAUGGCCGGAUAUCGGGCGGGCGCUUGAGCAUCAUCGAAUGUCUGCCUAUCUCCGGCGCAUCCUCGCGGCCUAUUUUGGGAACAGGGACCUCGCCUACCCGGUUCAGGGCGGGGUCCAGGGUCAGCGUCUGAUGGAACGCGGUGUCCCGCAGGGGUCUGUCUUGGGCCCCAUGCUAUGGGACAUCGCGUUCGACAGGGUGGCGCCCCACAAGACGGAGGUCGUCUUCUUUCACGACGGUAGCCGUGGGGCGCCGCCAGAAACCCGGGUCUUGGUGGACGGAGUCCGCGUCCGCGUCGGGUCCACGAUAAAGUAUCUAGGCCUGAUGUUGGACGGCCGGUGGGACUUGAGGGCCCACUUUAGGGACCUGGACUCCCAGGUCAGAAAGGCAGGCCUGGCUCUCGUCAGUUUGGUGCAGACCUAG